Molecule: messenger RNA, 2613 nt
Organism: Pangasianodon hypophthalmus (striped catfish)
Lineage: Eukaryota; Metazoa; Chordata; Actinopteri; Siluriformes; Pangasiidae
Gene: cpxm1b
Product: carboxypeptidase X (M14 family), member 1b
Exons: 14
Coding region: 50-2422 (790 amino acids)
Biological process (GO): proteolysis
Molecular function (GO): zinc ion binding; metallocarboxypeptidase activity
Source: RefSeq, a predicted model, not a curated record
GUGGUUUCGUGCUCACACACUCCAGCUCUGGAAGCCAAACAGUGCAGACAUGGCUUCAACAUGGCAUCAAUCAUUUAUGUUGUGUUGUUUAGGUUUGCUCACUGGAGCUGAAAUCCUUCUGGGUGGAAUUAACAGAUCACCUACAUCUCCUUCUGUCAAUCAAACGCCAUCUUCGUCUGGACCCACUGUGCUGAGACACAGCACGAGGAGCAAUGAGAGAAAAAUCACUCCUACAAAACCUCCUGCGAGGAUCUUCUCCACCAGCGCAAAGCCCACGGAGGUCCGCUUCGGCACUGAAGAUCUGGAGGAGAAGAUCGAGCCAAAGCUGGAGAGAUGGGUGUGGGGUAAAGGAGAAGAGGACGAGCCAACCAAGUUAGCUAAUCUAGCAAGGAGCUCUUUCAGGAGCCUAGGAAAGGAGUCUAAGAAGGUGCAAACGAAGAGAAUUUCUGCAAAAUCUGAGAAAACAAAACUCAAACCCAAACCGAGAAAGCUGGGGCCAACCUUGCCUCCAGAAUGCCCUCCACUGGGUUUGGAGAGUUUGAGAGUUAAAGAUGCCCAGCUGCAGGCCUCAUCAUAUAAACGCCGUGGUCUCGGACCCCACCGUGGACGACUCAACAUCCAGUCUGGUAUUGAGGAUGGGGACAUUUAUGAUGGAGCUUGGUGUGCACUACAUGAAGACAAGAAACAGUGGCUUCAGGUCGACGCUUUGAGAGCCACUCGCUUUACGGGGGUCAUCAUACAGGGCCGCAGUUCCAUCUGGAGCUGGAAUUGGGUUGAAACUUUCAAGGUGCAGUUCAGUAACGACUCCAUCAGCUGGAAGCCCUGCAUGAACGGGACACAAGAGGCGGUGUUUGAGGGGAAUCAGGACACCGACACUCCAGUGCUGGCCAUCUUCCCCGGUUCUGUGGUGGCACGGUUCGUUCGGAUCAACCCACAAACGUGGUUUAAAAAUGGAACCAUCUGCUUGCGUGCAGAAGUGUUGGGCUGCGUGCUACCGGACCCAAAUUACAUUUACGAAUGGCAAGUUGAAGAAAAAACCCAGGACAAACUGGACUUCAGACAUCACAAUUACAAAGAAAUGAGGAAGCUAAUGAGGUCUGUGAACGAGGCUUGUCCGGACAUCACACGCAUCUACAGCAUCGGGAAGAGCUACAUGGGCCUGAAACUCUACGUGAUGGAGAUCUCUGAUAACCCGGGCAAACACGAGCUGGGCGAGCCGGAGUUCCGUUACGUGGCAGGGAUGCACGGGAACGAGGUUCUGGGCCGAGAGCUGCUCCUAAACCUGAUGCAGUACAUCUGUCAGGAAUACAAACAGGGCAACCAGCGCAUAGUCCAUCUAGUUAAAGAGACUCGCAUCCACCUACUGCCCUCCAUGAACCCCGACGGCUACGAGAUGGCCUACAAGAAGGGAUCCGAGCUAGCCAGCUGGGCUCUGGGUCGUUACAGCUACGAAGGCUAUGACAUGAACAACAACUUCGCCAAUCUGAACUCCGUGAUGUGGGACGCCAUAGAGCUGGAGACGGACAAGUCCAAACUCAUCAACCAUUACAUCCCUAUUCCUAAACAGUACACAUCGAAGGACGCUUUGGUGGCCCCGGAGACGCGCGCCGUGAUCAGCUGGAUGCAGUUGAUCCCCUUCGUACUGAGCGCCAACCUGCAUGGCGGUGAGCUGGUGGUCACGUACCCGUUCGACAUGGCGCGAGACUGGGCUCCUCGCGAACACACCCCCACCCCGGACGACAGCUUCUUCCGCUGGCUCGCCACCGUCUACGCCAGCACCAACCACGCCAUGUCCAAUCCAGACCGCCGGCCGUGCCACAACAAGGACUUCACUCGGCAAAACAACAUCGUAAACGGCGCUAACUGGCACACGGUGCCUGGCAGCAUGAAUGAUUUCAGCUACCUUCACACAAACUGUUUUGAGGUGACGGUCGAGUUGUCAUGUGAUAAAUUCCCUCACGCCAGCGAGCUGCCCACAGAGUGGGAGAACAACAGAGAGUCGCUGCUGGUCUACAUGGAGCAGGUCCACCGAGGCAUUAAAGGAGUCAUAAAGGACAAAGAAACCAAGGCUGGAAUCGCAGACGCCAUCGUUAAAGUGGACGACAUCGACCAUCACAUCAGAUCCGCAUCUGACGGAGAUUACUGGCGCCUGCUGAACCCCGGGGACUACGAGGUGACGGUGAUGGCGGAGGGAUACGUGCCAGUCACGCGCUCCUGCAGGGUGGAAUACGAGCACUACCCCACCAUCUGCGACUUCCAAUUAUCCAAAACACCCAAGCAGAGGCUGCUUGAGAUCCUCGCCAAGGGGGGAAAGAUCCCCAAAGAGCUGCAGCUCCGACUGCGCCAGCUGCGUCUGCGCAAACCGGCUGCCAACAACCGACAGCGGACUGCACAGCGGCGUGUGGUCGGGAAACCACUUUGACCUUUGACCUGCUUUUCAGGGCGGUUACAGGACACUUGUGUAUUAUGAAUUAGAUUUGGGAUCAUUUUACAUUGCCUGUACUUCAAGAGUUUAUAAGCAACACAUUAUCAUUCACGUGGUUUACCUCAUUUUUCAGUCUGGAACUGAUGUUUUUUAAAAUAACAGAAUUAAAGUUUGAGCGCUCAAAAUCA